Chrysochloris asiatica (Cape golden mole) is the source of this 2745-nucleotide messenger RNA. RefSeq names its product chromosome unknown open reading frame, human C1orf101 (gene CATSPERE). The coding region runs from base 1 to 2745 and encodes 914 amino acids. Gene Ontology annotation, cellular component: CatSper complex; sperm principal piece. The transcript is spliced from 20 exons. Gene Ontology annotation, biological process: flagellated sperm motility; sperm capacitation. The record is from RefSeq and is a predicted model, not a curated record. Lineage: Eukaryota; Metazoa; Chordata; Mammalia; Afrosoricida; Chrysochloridae.
AUGGAUUACUUUUUAAAGAAAAGUAAAAUAAAAACUUUGAUUCAUUUAGACUAUGAAGGCACAUCAUUUUCUGAGUGGAGUGUUCCAGAAUCUUGUUCUGUAAAAGAUAAAAGAUCACCCCAGACAGAAUUGCGUUGUCCUUCUCCAGGUUUUCAUCAUAUAAAGCCACUAGUUACUGGCCCAGUAAAAGAAGAACGCUAUCUCUCUGUGGACAAUUCUCAUACUUGCUUUAUGUGGUAUUAUCAUGUUAAAAAUUACUUUGACAAUUUAACCCAGGUUAUAACUGUAUGGAUAUAUGAUCCAGAAAAUGCAGACCAUGAUGAGUUGCAAUGGAAUGCAAAAGGACCCUCACUAGUAGGUGGAUGCAUUAUUAUUAUUAUCAUAGAUAAGGUCUGGAAAAUAUCAAUACCAAUGAGAAAAGAUGAUGUGAUUAAGGAUCUUAAAGGAAACAAUGUGGCUUUUCAAGAUUGCUUUAUUGCACAGUUUCGUUUUCUGCUGACUCUUCCUUUGCUGACUAUACCUGAGAUUCCUGGUGAUUUACCACUGUCUUCACCAAGAGGUAGCCAAGUAAUGAUUGACUGGUGUGAGUGUGUCCCUUCAUCUGCUAUUGUGGUAACUGACAAGGAAACCUUUCAAACAAAUGAUUCAUUUCAUACUUGGACAAAAAUCAGAGUGCCCCCAGGCAUUCUGAAUGAUGCUGAAAGACACAGUGUAACAGAUGUGUGCCUAUUAGAGGAUAAAAUAUUUUUUUUAAUAAAUGAUAUUCUUUACCUAAAGGAUUUUAAUACAUUUACAAGACUUGGAAGAAAUGAAAAUAUCCCUGAUAAUGGGAUUGUUGGUAUCACAUCAAGAAGAUGGUGUUGGCUCAACUAUUUACUCAAGUUUCAAGGAACGAGAAGUAUUGUGGCAAUCUGGACAAGCAAUGAAGUUUACCUUGGUAGUAAGAAUCACCUCAACAGUACAGGACACAAAGAGCCACAGUAUUUAUUUGGAUUUAAAAAAAUAAUUACUGCUGCAGAACUGAAAAAUCUCCUAAAUCUAUCACCAACUGCUACUCUGACUAUACACACUAUUGAGUAUACAGCACAUCCUUUGGAAUUUGCCCUAUUUUUUCAUUAUUGCACUACAUGUAUUAACAGCAAAGAGAUUCACAUGGUAAUAUAUAAUGAAGACACAAAACACUGGAUGUACCAAGACUUUGUCUUAUAUGUCCCCAUGGACAGUUUUUUAGUUCCCCGGUUUUUAUAUUCUGCAGUGCCAGAACUACUACUAUGGGACAAACACAAGAUCUACUACAGUUAUUAUAAUUUCACAGUUUCUGGAAUUUUCCAAACACAUACAGAAAGUGGAAAUCUAUCAAAAGUAGCACAGAACAGCAACAUUCAUGAAAUUUUUUUAGAUUAUUUUGGCAAUAUUUUAAUUAAGAUGGAAAAUAACUUAAUGUUUCAUACUAAAGUUUAUAUUGGAAAUGUAGUACAGCUAAAUUCAUGGACAGAUACAACAAUGAAAUCAAUCAGUGCCUUGGAUAUAAGUGGUCAAUUAUAUUUCAUAUACUGUUAUGAAAAUGGUACAUUGAAACAACAGCAAUACCCCUUAAAAUUAGAAGUACAAAGCACAGUUUACAAAGAAAAAGAAAUAUGCCCUUAUAUCUCAUUUAAAAAUAAUAUUGGAUAUUCUUAUUACAUUUUUGACAAAAGAAGCAACCUGUCAUUUUGGGCUCAAAUUAUCUAUCCGGAAAAUAUUGGUCUACACAUUAUUUUGGAAUCCUAUGGCCCAAAACUAUUACAAGAGACAAAAAUAUUUAACAACGUAGUUGUCUCAGGAUACUGCACUAAGACCAUGUUAACAAAUUUUACUCAGAUGGUAGAUUAUGAGGGAGCAGAUGAUUACUUCAAGUUACAAGACCAGACAUCGGGUACGAUGCUUUAUCAUAUUAAGCCUAGUAAACAUUCAAAAGCAUGUACAGCAUCCUUAAAGGUGUUCCAAGUCAUGGUUGGCUGUAAUUCCAGGAAAUACAUUGCUGUUAAAGGAUUUCCUAAAGAUGGAUGCUAUCAGUACAAUUUUUCUUACGUGAUUGACAAGUCAUAUCUGAGGCAUCAACCAUCUAAAAACUUGAAAGUACAGUAUGACUGGAAAGCAUAUGGCUGUCCUCUGAAACUGGAAUUCAGAAAACAAUUUCAUCCUGUGGUUCAAUUAUUUGAUGACAAUGGAUAUAUUGAAGAUGUUAAUGUAAAUUUCAUAGUAUGGGAGAUACAUGGAAGGAAUGACUAUAGCUUUAAUACUACUAUGAGGAAGACUGGUUGUGUAAAUGAAGCACAGACCUGGAAGUCAAUGACUGAGCUUAAUAAGCACCUACCAUUAGAAAGUGCCUGGGGACCUGAGAACUAUAAGCACUGCUUUUCUUAUGCUAUUGGAAAACCAGGAGACUUGAAUCUGCCAUAUGAGAUUAUCAACAGUAGUAAUAAUAACUACAUAAUUUGGCCUGUGGACCAUUCUGGAAUGUAUGUAUUUGGUGUAAAGAUCCUGGAUCCAAACUAUAGUUUCUGUAACCUAACAACUAUAUUUGCAAUAGAGACCUUUGGAUUGAUUCUCAGACCAAACGGCUACCUUGUAGCUGCUUUUCUCUUUCUCCUAAUGCUGCUGUUCUUCAGUAUUCUCGUUUUGAGCUACUUCCAGUAUAUGAAGAUUUACAGACAAUUUAUUUAUCAAUCACAUCACAUAUCUGAAAGAAAAAAGAAAAUGUAG